Molecule: messenger RNA, 898 nt
Organism: Polypterus senegalus (gray bichir)
Lineage: Eukaryota; Metazoa; Chordata; Cladistia; Polypteriformes; Polypteridae
Product: leucine-rich repeat and calponin homology domain-containing protein 4-like
Exons: 4
Coding region: 155-898 (247 amino acids)
Molecular function (GO): protein binding
Source: RefSeq, a predicted model, not a curated record
AGAACGCUUACAAGAAUCUUGCCUGUCCAUUCUUGAAGUUGUUCUACGAGAGUGAAGAGCUUCAUAGUCUGUGUUGAUGCGGCUUGGUUUUACGGAGCUGCUGGAUUACAAAAAGGGCGAAUUUUGGCAGACGAAGACUGUACCGUCCUAGUCAAUGGCAGCGGGUGAGGAUUCCCCUCUCCCUGCUGGGAUAGCUGGAAGCCGAAGCGUGGAGAAAGCACUUGAGGAGGCAGUAGCGAGUGGCGCAUUAAACUUAUCUAACAGAAAACUCAAAGAGUUUCCUCGCACUGCAAGGAAUUAUGACUUGUCGGAUGUAACGCAAGCGGAUCUUUCCAAAAAUCGUCUGUCAGAACUUCCAGAGGAAGUAUGCCAGUUUAUCUCCUUGGAGUCCCUCAGUUUGUAUCACAACUGUGCCAGGAGCAUUCCAGAAGCUGUGUGCAACCUACAGGCCCUCACCUACAUCAAUAUAAGUCGAAAUCAACUGUCCUCCUUGCCUCCAUUCCUGUGUCAACUUCCUCUAAAAGUUCUGAAUGCUAGCAAUAACAAGCUCUCCACACUGCCAAACAAUAUUGAUACCCUGGUCAACCUCAGACAACUGCUCACACCAGUGGGUCUGCUUAGCUGGAAGCGACCAGACAGCUGCAGUCACCUUCAUCUGACUCCUGUCUUGCCUGCCCUAUUCGGCUUCAGCCGAGACAUACUUAUCUGGCCCUACAUUAUCCCAUACACUGUAUCGUGCUCCCUGGAUGUUGGGAAGGUCAAUCCAAUUCCCUGCUCUUACACUAAAGGACAGUGGGACACUUUUUGGAGCACAAUUGCCUUCACUCCUUUGCAGGAGCCAGAGCACCCUGCUACUUCUCCUCAGCCACGCUUUCUUGCUCCAAUGAUUGUGCCUUGA